AUCCAUUUCAGACGACUCAUAGGAAAAAUCAUAGCAGUGUGUCAUCAGAAUCCACAACAAAGCAACAACCAAUGUCUACAGCUUCACUAGAAUUAAAUUUGUCUACAUCCACUGCUGCCUUGUCCAGUUCUAGGACUCAGACAUCAAAGACUGACUUUGCAAGUAGUACAUUGCCAAAGAUGCAAACAGAAUCUGUCCUCCAGUCAACAUCUUCAGGGAGAGAAACCACGUCAUCAGAGGCAAACCUUACAACAUUGAGAGUAUCAACUUUAUUUACGGCUCCAAAAGAACAAAGGUCUACUGAGUCAUCAUCAGAAACAACUUCAGGUUUGUCUACCCACCAAUGGACACCAAGGUUGCCAACAGAAGCAACCAGUCCAUUACCCACUUCAUCAUUAAGUGUGCCAAGAUCAUCUGCAACAGAAUACUCAACCUCUGCGAGGCAAACACAGAAAUCCCUUCUAUGGACAUCACCAAUGCCACCAUCUGCCAGUACGUCUGCAUCACCAAAAAAAUGGUCUGCAAAGUCCACUCCUACCACAUCUGCUGACUUGCUACCAUCAUCAUCAGCUUUUGAACCAACAAGGACAGACUCUACCAGCUUCCCAUUGUCUUCUUCUGAGCCUUCCAAUAUGUCUCAACACUCAACAGUUCAACAUCAGACAUCCAAAGCCAAUACAAGGACACCAGCUACUCAUUCAACUGUGACAAGUUUGCCACCUACCACAUCAUCUAAACAGAGAACAUCCUCUCCCUGGCCAGAUAAGCUGACAACAAUGACAUCAUCGACAGAUGAAUUUCCUACAACUGUAACAACUGUGGUUUCAUCAACCCCCAACGCAUCUCCUCCACACACCACAUCUCCAACUUCCAGCUCAUCUGCUUCCCAAACCACACCUUUAACUACACCUAGACCAGUAACACGACAGUUACUGACAUCGACAUUGACGACUCAGACAUGGACAACUACAACAGCAGAACCAACAACAACACCAGCAACACCAACAUCGUUUUCAACUCGACUAUCCUCCUUAGAUUCAUUAUCAACAAAAACGGCCAUCUUCUCGUCUAAGUCCUCCCCAAUAGUGACAUCUCUUAUAGGGACACUAAC
Branchiostoma floridae (Florida lancelet) is the source of this 1111-nucleotide messenger RNA. RefSeq names its product cell wall protein DAN4-like. Lineage: Eukaryota; Metazoa; Chordata; Leptocardii; Amphioxiformes; Branchiostomatidae. The record is from RefSeq and is a predicted model, not a curated record.